GGCCGGGACAGCACCGCCCGCCCUUUGGCCACGGUGGGGACGGCAGCGGGUGAGCGGGGCGGGGGAGAGGGAGUGGGAGGCGGCUGUCCCCGCGGGACCGGCUGUCCAGUGCGCCCCGUCCCGGCAGGAACCGCAGGGAGAAAAGGACGGAGCCCGACGAGGAGCCAUCGGCUGCGGGGUCUGUGUCGGGAGGGGUCGGUGGCGGAGGUGUGAUUGAUCCUCAGCAUAAAAAGGAUGGAAUCCUCAACAUAAGGAUAUGGAGCUGUUGGAACGGGUCCAGAGGAGGGCUACUAAGAUGAUCAGAGGGCUGGACCCCCUUCCUUAGGAGGACAGGCUGAGAGAGUUGGGGUUGUUCAGCCUGGAGAAGAGAAGGCUCCGAGGAGACCUUAUGGCGACCUUCCAGUACCUGAAAGGUCUACAGGAAGCUGGAGAGGGACUGUUUAUAAAGGCUGGUAGUGAUAGGACUGGAGGCAAUGGGUAUAAACUGGAGAGGGGCAGAUUUAGACCUGACAUAAGGAAGAAUUUCUUCACCAUGAGAGUGGUAAGGCACUGGCACAGGUCACGCAGGGAAGCUGUGGAUGCCCCAUCCUUGGAGAUGUUCAAGGCCAGGUUGGAUGGGGCCUUGGGCAGCCUGAUCCAGUGGGAGGUGCCCCUGCCCAUGGCAGGGGGGUUGGAACUAGAUGAUCUUUAAGAUCCCUUCCAACCCAAACUGUUCUGUGAUUCUAUGAUUCUAUGUGUUUGUGCUUGAGAUGGGCUUGGUAAGCUUCCAGCUGCUAAAAAGAAGUUCAGCUUUUCCUGUCACGUACUGAAAACUCUUGCUGGCUUCCAGCCAUGUGUUGCUAUCAUGGGUGCUAGAGUUCAAUAGUUGGCGUGCUUUGAUAGUUGAUCACUUUCAAUAGUUGGUGUGUCGAGUGUAUGGCAAUAUAAAGUAAAUAUUUAGGUGUUCAUAGAAUGCCCAGCAUUACUUCUUCCUUUUCCAGUUCUCUGAUCUCAAAAGUGUUGUGUAAUAAUGCAGGUUGGUUUUUUUUUUUAAAUUAGUCUAAAUGUUGCUAUUUAAACUGGCAGUGUAUGUGUAUGAGGGAAAAGAAUUUUACAUUAACAUGGAUUUGAAGAGUUAAACAAACAAAAUCUUUUAAAGUUAAAGGAACAUAGCGGAAGAGAAGAUAAUAAUGCCGUUGUAAUGAGUGAAAGAUUAGUAAUGGUAAUGUGAGCUUUUUGGUAGGUGGGUCAUAUUUUCCCCAGUGACUUGUAACAAUUUAUUUAGUGCUCAGUUAAACAAAAUCCGAGAGCCUGUAGAAUUCCUCUAAAGCAAUUAAAAUUUUGCAGCCCUGCUGCCAUGACCUUUUAAGGCAGCUUUGUCGAGGUGGUGUCCAGGCAGCGCAUCCUGUUGUAAUGUUAUGUGUUAGUCUGUUAAUACCCACUUGAGUGUUUCCUGUAGCCAUGUGUUAAGGGUGAGAUUGUGGUUUGGACAGGGCUUUGCCUGAAAUGCAUGCUCAUGCUGAGUUGGCUCAAUUUUCCAUGUUAAAAAGACAGUUUUUUCCAAGUGGAUUUGGGAACUGAAAAUCAGGCCCUGUUACAAGAUGAUUUGCUUGUUGGAUAAAUCUUGAGAGUCGGAAGGUAGAACUAUGUCACUCUUACCGAUUUUAACUCAGAAAAAAAAAGGGAGAGGAAUCUUUGCUCUUAGAAAGAGUUAAGAUGCAUCCAGAUGUCAAUUUUUUAACUAGGCUUACUAAUCAGAUAUGUGGAGAAAUCCUGGUUUCUUGAACAGUACAGUAUAUCACACUGUCCACUGAGCCCUUUUCAGACAGUGCUCAGCUCCAUAAGCUUUCUCCAUAGCUUUUGUUCAAGCCUAUACUAUUAGCAUCUCUGGAAGCUGCACUGCAGUGCUUUGCAUUGUCUGUGGGGCCCGCAUUCUUGUGCUUACCCUGAUGCCAAUUUUUGCUUAAGGACUUUCACGUCUAAAGGUUUCAUUGUGUUGGUGCAGCUUUGCACAACAUAAGUGCCAAAAUACCUUUCAGGUGCCUGCAGUUAUUGUCCAUGAAUGCUUUGUAGCCAGUGUUUUGUGCAACUAGUGUUGCCAUCUACUAAGUUGCAUGUGGCUAAACUGUUCCUCGUAAGGCAUUGGUGCCCACUGGCAAACAUUGCUGUGUUUCAAAGCAAAGAGAUGCCCAGGGUAUAUUUGGUGAUGUAGCGGUUCCUUGGUCACUAUGAAUUGAGACGAAUGUUGGCCUUCUUAGGAGACACUUGCAUAGUUUGUCUCUGGUCAGUUCCACUGCCGUUAGCAGGUGUGCAGUAGCCACUGUCCAUUCAGGCAUGUGUGUGUAGACCUGCUGUAACCAUCUGGAUGUCUGCAAUAUCUUGUCAGGAUAAGUGGAAAGCUGUGGUGUGGUUAAAAACACAAAUCUACCACAUAUCCCAGAGAGGAAUUUAAAGGAAGGUGUUCCAUUUUUAUUGAGGGCAUUGACAGCUGGACUAAACCUAUGACAUUACCAGGAUGCUAUGAUUCCGUGGAAGGCUAAGCUCAUUCUUUAAAACAAACAACCCAUCUUGUCCUGACCUUUCUGCAUAUUUCAUAUUUUGAGACUAGCUUGUUGUAUUUAUGUUUGGAAUGUUCCAAGGCUGUAGUUUCUGUUCACUUCCCCUCAAAUGUGAAGGUGUGGAAGCUCUUUGUGUGCAAGACUGAAAUCUCAGAUUAUCCUGUAGCCUUGUUUCUCCAACGAUUUACAAAGUGCAGUGACAUUCCUGAUGAACUUGGAACAGGCCAUGAUGGCACAGGUCCCCUAAUAACUUUCUAAAAAUUUAUUUUACUUUUUAGACCACAAUGAACGUGGAACAUGAAAUAAGCCUCUUAGUUGAGGAGAUUCGGCGGUUGGGAACCAAGAAUGCUGAUGGACAAGUGAGCGUGAAAUUUGGUGUGCUCUUUGCUGAUGAAAAGUGUGCCAACCUCUUUGAAGCCCUCGUGGGAACUCUUAAGGCUGCAAAACGCCGGAAGAUUGUAACUUAUCAAGGGGAGCUACUUUUACAAGGCGUUCAUGACAACGUUGAUAUCGUGCUGCUGCAGGACUGAUGCAGUGUUUCAGCUAUGCAUUAGUGGAAUUGUUUGAGACAGUGACUCGAAUCCUCUGAGUAAGACUGAUCAUUCCAAGGUGUUUUGAUGUAUUUUCUAUGUCUUUACAGUCAAAAGGAAACUGUGCUAUUUUGGAAACAUUCCUUUUUGUAAUUCUUCCUAAAAUGGUACUGUAUGCGAGUAAAGUAAAGGAUGCCAGAUCUAUCUCUUUUAUAAAAACAAAAAUUUCUCAGGUAAUACUUUCAAAUGUCUGGAUGUUAUUUUCAACAUAUGAAGAAGGCGACUGGUAGUUUAAUGUUUACAAAUCAAAAUGUGCCAUGAAAGUAUAAAAUAAAAGCACAUACUUAUGUAGUUCUUAUUGCUUUUGUUUCUCUUUCUACUUGCAUUCUGAUAUGAAAACAAACAGAAUUCUUGUAAGGAACAUAGUUAAAUAACUAUACAGUGAGACACAAUUUUGUAGCAUGAUUCAGUUGAAGAGUGGUGGUCCUUCAAAGUGACCACAAAAAGCUAUGAAUGAUAGCUGUACCUGAUUCAUGUCUGGCAGUGCAAUAUGCUUUCAUUUUUUGUCCUCUAGACUUUUGAAGGAAGUGGGUGAGGAGCUCCCCAAGUGCUUUCAUGUAGUGUUAACCAGAAGAUAGUACAGCAGCUUCAGUUUGUGAUUAUUUUCCUUGCAGAAAUCAUAGUUUCUCUAAAUCACUCCACAUGGAAAGUGAGAGUGAAGAAAAAAAAAGCUCUUUGGAUUGUUUCCUAGCUUAAUGCUACUUCUUAGAAGGUAAAAAUGCUUCCUCCAGUAUGGAGAAAGGAUUGCUGUAUGAGGAAAGCAGCAGUGGGUGAGCAAACUGCUUACUGCUCUGUACUUCCAGUUUGCAGCUGCAGCUCUUAAAGUUGCAGGAUGUGUGAAUUUCCCUUUACUUAGCAGCCUUUUACAAGAGCAAAAUGCCUGAAAAGUGUCUCCUUAUUUCCAGAUACAGGAAAUGCACACAUGGUUAUGGAAUCUCUACAAAGCUCUGUAAUUCCAGCUGCUGCCCCUUUCAUCUUUGUUUGCUCUACUUGGCGCAACAGGAAGACAACUUGAAUCCUGUGUGCAAACAGAUCUGGGCUGCCUCUGCCUGUGCUGGCCCCAGAAUCUGGAGAGCAGGGAAGUGAUAUGCAGAGAAACUUGAGCUGUCUGGGUCCAAGCCAGCUGGAGCAGAGAAGCAGAGGAGUUCUGCACAGCUUACUGGCUCCAGUGCUGUGUUACUCCAAUGCAACUAUUCUGCUUCCAGAUCUGAGCUGACAAGUGCCUCCACCCCUGUGCUCCACAGGUGUGAAGAAGGGGGACCAAGACCCAGGCCCUCUGCAUUAGGGGUAAGAUCAGACAGCUCUGCCUUACCAGACAACUGCAAUUGUUUUUUCCUCUUCCUCUGUUUUGUCAAAAGCCUGAGUCAUUGCCUGGCUUCAUUGGAUAGCCCAAGUGUGCUGACAGAUACCGAGUGCUUUGUGGUUGAGUUGCCAGUUCUGGUAUAGGAGGGCAUCGGCCUGCCUCAGCCAGGAUAUAGUUUUCUCUGUGUGUUUGCAAGAGCUUUUUAAGUGCUGAAAGGGCCUCUUGAAAAUUUAGGUGCCAGUAAGUUUAAGACUCAGUGCGUGUUGGAGCUGAGAUGUAACUAUGAAGAGACCUUUAUGUGUCUCUUAUUUUGUAUUUACCCUCUUAACAAUGCUAAUACAUGAUUCAGGGCUUCUGGGAACACUGCGUAGCAAGAGACAGAGAAACUUGGCACUAAAACAAAUCUGUAACAACUGGAGGGAAGUGUGACUGUGUAGUGACUGGGGGAGUUGAGAUUAGUUUUCCCUCUGUUUCUGAAAGCAGAAGAGGAAUAACGUGAACAAGGAUGUAUAUCCAAGAACGUGCCCUCACUGCAAUGCUUAAUGUGUCUACUGGCCCCCGAAUUGUGUAGGCUUCUUUAUGUUAUAUAUAAGCACUGAUGACUUUGUGUCUAUAUUUUCUUUUUUGCAGAGAAAAAUUAAAUGCUAACAUUGUUCCACAGGUGUAGGAUCACACCUCUCUUAAGAAUGGAGCACUUGACACAAUAGUAGAAGAGCAAACUGUGGGAAAGGUGUUACCUGGUUUUGUAAGCAGUAGGACAACCAGCAGUCCCCCAUGAUGGCUUCAUCAUGCCAGUCAUGAGUGUGAAGUAAGUUUGUAAGUCAACCAGGAAAACGAAUGAUUCCAAAACAGCAAGUCAUUCUCCUGACAGCUGGGAAGUAGGAAGAUUACAGACAUCUUUGACAACAGCAUGAAAUAGUGGUCAGUAGAGCAGUUACCUGCCUAUAACAAUGCUGAGAUAUCAGUAAAAGAGGAGCUUAGCUAAUUCAGUCUCCAUCUGUAUGCUUUGAGAGCAUGGUAAAACCUCAAAGGGAGGUUAGAUGAGCCGCAGGCAAAUCUAGUUGGUACAAUUUAGGAUGUUAACCCUGUAGGUCUUCUGCAGGGACUGUUAGAGUAACUGGUGGAGUGUAUGUGCUCACCUCAGCUGUUUCCAUGCAAAAUCUGAUGACUGUAGAUCACCAUGCUUUUCAAAGCAGUUUUGUCUAAGCUGUGAAGAUGCUGAGGUGCAGAUUUGCAUAACCUCUGGCAAGAGGUGGUAACAUCUAAACUUUGCAGCUAUUUCUCUUGUGAGCAUAGGGUUUUGCUGGCAACUCGAGUGAAGGAAGGGUUGAAAAGUAUGUGAUGUUACCUUUUACAUGCCCCUCUCAUGUUGGAAUGAAUUUUGAAAAUGCAUGUUGUGUUUUGUUUGUCUCUCAUCUCCCCUCCAAAGCUUUGUGGAACUGUUCUUUCCGGUUCAAGGGAUUUCUCUCUGUGACAGCAAUGUCACUUCUGCCAUUCAUAUCUGUGUAAAGUUGAUUAUCUUUACUUAGUUUCUUUGUCACAGAAAACCCUUGAAGGGACAAGAGUAGGAGGAGCAGGAAGUUCUUAGAUCCUGAAAACUUACAGUGGAUUACAUUGCCACCAGUACUUGGCAGUUUUAUUUUAAAGUAGUUGGAUGUUUAAGAAAUAGGCUGUGAUUCUCUUCUACUUCAGCAGCACAAAGUGAUUAUUAAGCAUGUUCACAAAGUUGCAGAGCCUUUGUUAAGAUCAUACAGCCUGAACCAAUGAAUGCCACAUGAUUGGCCUUAUGGCUCCAUAUCAAAACACUAACCAUUAAUGAUAUAUUUGUAUCACCUUCACCUAUUACGAAAGAACAGUCAUAAAGGUUUGGUCUACACCCUGCAGAAUAAUUCAUGUUCGGAAUUGCCUGAAAAUCCUCUGUCUGAUAAUUGUGUCAUUGUUGCAAGGACUUAAAAGAAGCAUGAAAACCCAACUUGCAUUUCUCUUGGAAGCUGACACAGUCAAUAAUUUUGCAAAACUUAUGUUCUUGUUCAUGUCCUUUUCAGGUAAAUAUGGAAUAUUUAAUCUGUAAUGGAUUUCUUUUUCUGAUGUGUAAGAAUGUGAUUCAUUCCAAAGCCAGCCAUGAAGAGCCAUGAAUUGCUUAACAAAGCAGUUUGAAGGAAAAUGAACCCCCAGUCCA
Messenger RNA from Cuculus canorus (common cuckoo), 6609 nucleotides. It is a transcript of the gene ABRACL, whose product is annotated as ABRA C-terminal like. The coding region runs from base 2822 to 3067 and encodes 81 amino acids. The record is from RefSeq and is a predicted model, not a curated record. Gene Ontology annotation, biological process: regulation of actin filament-based process. Lineage: Eukaryota; Metazoa; Chordata; Aves; Cuculiformes; Cuculidae. The transcript is spliced from 2 exons.